Molecule: messenger RNA, 1611 nt
Organism: Selaginella moellendorffii
Lineage: Eukaryota; Viridiplantae; Streptophyta; Lycopodiopsida; Selaginellales; Selaginellaceae
Product: blue copper protein
Exons: 3
Coding region: 629-1414 (261 amino acids)
Cellular component (GO): plasma membrane
Molecular function (GO): electron transfer activity
Source: RefSeq, a predicted model, not a curated record
ACCCAGCACUGCAUACGCAGAAAAAGGAUUUACUCGCGAAGCGAAAAUAAUGUUUGCGAGAAUGCCACAGCAAGGAUUCGUCUCGUGGAAUGCUCUCCUUGCAGCAAAUACCAAGCUCGAAAUCGCAAGCGAUUGUCGAAUCGAUGCCGGUGAGGAACAUUGCUCCUAAGGAUCCAAGGUGAGACAAGUCUUUGAUAUCUCGAACAGUGGAUCGCAAGAAAAAAAGUUUACUUUUGUUUUGCUGGGGAACUUAAACAGUGGUUUGACUUGACACGCUGAAUCAGAAUCGAGGUCUUCUAGACGUUUGACUUGGUGGAUCACAGUCCACAACACGGUAAAACAAGUUUCGGCAGGGGAAUUGCGAAAAAAGAUAGGAUUGUCUGACCGCGAUGGUGGGCGGUGGUGGUGGUGGUAGUGGCGUGACCGCGCUCGUCACGCGGCAACACGGGCCGGUUCUAAGAAAGGUCAAGAUUUUCACACCUUAUUGUUGUUGAGUUUUCCAUCUCCCCGCGUCCUUCUAAGCAUCUAUAUAGGCUCCCUCGUUUCCUCCUGAUUCUAACAUCGCUCAUAGUCCGAAAACGUUUCGGUUUGUUUCUUCUCUGCGAACUUAGCAGCAGGAAGAUCAAAGAUGGCUUCAAAGAGUCUUCUCGCAGCACUGGCAUUGCUAUCGCUCCUACAUUUUUCCUCUGCGGUGGAGUUCACAGUCGGCGAUAGCAACGGAUGGACUUUCCAAGUUAACUACACACAAUGGGCUUCGUCGCAAACUUUUCGAGUAGGAGACAUUCUCGUGUUUCCUUACACAUCAAUCCACGACGUUCGCGAAGUGAGUCAAGCCGACUACGAUAGCUGCGAUGGAUCCAACGCCGUCACUACUUAUGCCACCGCCAGUCCCAUUCGCGUCACGCUCUCGAGGCCAGGAGCUCACUGGUUCCUGUGUGGAAUUCCCGGCCACUGCGCAGCAGGGAUGAGAGUUCCAAUCAAUGUUGCCACUGCUACUUUCACUGCUACUGCUCCAGCUCCAUCGCCAUCCGCGCGAUCUGGCGGCAGGGCUCUCUCUCCAAGGAGCUCGCUCGCGACAUCACCCUCUCCAUCGCCAACGAGCUCGCUCCCGGCUUCACCGUCACCGUCAUCUCCAUCGCCAAGCAGCUCACUCGCACCUUCACCGUCACCGUCACCACGGAGCUCGUUGGCAUCAUCGCCCUCACCGUCACCGUCAGCAUCAUCGUCUCCAGCGCCAUCGACGACCGUGAUCCCAGCUCCAGAUCUUCCACCAUCGCCACCAAGCUCUGAUCUUCUUCCACCGGCUAGUAUUCCAACCAAUGCGCUUCCUCCGGCCUCUCCGCCCUCGAGCUCCGCGCAGCUGGUUUCCAUCGGCUGGGGCCUCACCAUAGCUGGAUUGGUUCUUGCUCUCUAGAAUAGAACCAUUCCGUUUCAAAUCCAAUCGCUUUCCUUUUAUUCCUUGUAUUUUUUAAAAUUUUUUUGUAGCUACUAGUGAACGCAGAGAUCUCGGACGAUCAUGUAUACAAAGAAGUUUCUUCUUUCAUGAUUCAUGGCGAGCUUCUAAGAUCAUCCAUCACUAUUGAUAAAAUAUAUUCUCAUUCUUUUCUUGCA